AGGUUGACUCCUGGUGACGUCACGCAGAGACGGAGAGAGCAGGGGGAAAGGAGGAGGCAGACAGAAUGGCUGCCCAGUGCCGCAGCUCCAAAUGCACCGUAGAAAGGAAAGGAUUCAGGCGGGAACUCGAUACCUGGCGGCACAAACUGAUCAACUGCGUGGGGUUCGAGAGCAUUCUGGAGGGAAUCUAUGGCCCGUUGCUGCUCAGAGACCUCAAUAUUUUUGAUGACUGUGAACCAGAGGAGCUAGAGGACUGGGCAGUGAAGGCCAGUUGUUCCUUCUGCAGCCUGCUGAUCAAUGACCAUGUCCCAGUGGCCGCCUCCCCCCUGCCCUCCCCCUCAGACGACACGCCCGUCCAAGCCCCUUCCCUCUCGGACAGCAGCCUAUCAGCUCACAGGUUCCUCCACGCUGUGUUCCAUAAGAAAGAGCUGGCGUCCAGCGGAGACCCUAACGUUCCUCUGGUGGCCCAGGAACUGAUGAGGAGGAUGGUCAGGCAGUUCGCUAUGGAGUACGCCUCCAAGACACACCUUACCACCUCUACCAUCACGGGCUCCCAGCAGUCUGGCCUCGACACACCGCUAGACCUCACUGUGACACGGAACCAGGAGGAGGAACCCACAACAGCGGACAGUGUGCUCGACCUCUCCAAGCGGAACUCUGCCAGCUCCGCCUCCACGUCACCCACCAUUCACAAAGCCUCAGGCUCCCUGUUGCCCACGGUUACGGAUGAGCCCCAGAGGGAAGCAGAGGAUGCCGGGAUGCCCGAUGCCCCAAGUGGGAGGAGCUCUGCUCUGGAGGCGGUCCGCUCCUCUUUAUGCCCCGCCCAUCGCUCUCUGCUCCAGCGAAUCCUGAGGCUCGCCCACCAGCAGCACCGUCUAUCAUUGGCCUACAGGGACGCCCAUCGCCGCCUGGCCCAGCCCACAGACCCUCUCUGCUGCCACCUGGUGGCCAAACAACAGGACGACACUUCCUCGCCUCCUCCCUUUACUGAGUGUUGGAGCCGUAGUGGAGCCUCGCGUCAGACUGACUGGAGGACACCAGGUGGUCCAGGCUGUUGCUGUGUGCAGCGCUGCAGGCUGCCUCCUGUCUGUUUCUGCCUCCAGAGACUCCACUGCCUGUCCUGCCAGAGCCUGUCCCUGGGACACAUGACCACUGGGGUUCGCUCCUCCUCUUCUCUCUGCACUUUCACCUCCUCCGCCUCUCUUUCAUCCUCCGCUCUGUGCACUAACCCCUCAGUCUGUCCCGUGGCCUCUGUCUGUUGCUCCAACCCCCAGCCCUGCGCCUCCUGCUGCUCAGAACACACCUACCUGGCCCCGGUCAGACACACAGCCCCGGGAGGAGGAAGCGAGUGCCCUGUCCUCAAGAGAGAGAGAUCCCGCACCCCCUCUCCUCCCCCUCUCUCCCCCAUCCCCUCAGACAUGGACGGAAAGGAGGAAGACAAGCCUCCCUCUCUUCUGCAGCAGGAGGGGGAGAAAGAGGAGGAGGCCGGGUGUGGUGGGGAGGUGGGCGAGGACCGGGAGCAGCAGGACCUGGUGGAGCGAUUCAGUGACAAACUAAAGACAAUCAGACCCCAGGAGAAGGAUCCCCCCCUCAGCUCUGCCUCAGCCAAUCACAACCUAGAGAAGGAUCCCCACCUGACGACCUCGGCCAAUCAGCACAUAGCAGAGUCCCAGGCCGACGCCCACCUGAGUGAGAUCAUCACCACCGUUCUGAACACGGGUGGCGGCAGCGACUACAGCCUAAACGACAUGUUGCAUCACCAUGACAACAACGAGAGCCAGCCGCCUCGGACGCGUUCCCGGCGGCGACAGGAGGCCAUGACGACUCUGCCCGACCAGUCGUCCACCCGGCGCCAGACCGUGCUAAUCAAACGGGAGCUGGCCAGGCUGAACCAAUCGCUGGGCAGGAGGCUGUCGCUUGGGAAGAACAAGAGCCGCAGUGCCAAGCCCUUUUCUACCUGCUCCUCACCUGAACCAACCCCUGUUACAGCAGAGAUGGACAGAAUCACAGAGGAGGAGGGAGAGACCGAGAGGGUGAAGGAGGGAGAGAGGGUGAAGGAGGGAGAGAGGGUGAAGGAGGGAGAGACGGAGAGGGUGAAGGAGGGAGAGACGGAGAGGGUGAAGGAGGGAGAGACCGGUAGAGUGAAGGAGGUAGAGACCGGUAGAGUGAAGGAGGGAGAGACCGGUAGAGUGAAGGAGGGAGAGACCGAGAGGGUGAAGGAGGGAGAGACCGGUAGAGUGAAGGAGGGAGAGAGGGUGAAGGAGGGAGAGACGGAGAGGGGGAAGGAGGGAGAGACCGGUAGAGUGAAGGAGGGAGAGACCGGUAGAUUGAAGGAGGGAGAGAGGGUGAAGGAGGGAGAGAGGGUGAAGGAGGGAGAGAGGGUGAAGGAGGGAGAGAGGGUGAAGGAGGGAGAGAGGGUGAAGGAGGGAGAGAGGGUGAAGGAGGGAGAGAGGGUGAAGGAGGGAGAGAGGGUGAAGGAGGGAGAGACGGAGAGGGUGAAGGAGGGAGAGACCGGUAGAGUGAAGGAGGGAGAGACCGGUAGAGUGAAGGAGGGAGAGACCGGUAGAGUGAAGGGGGGAGAGACCGGUAGAGUGAAGGAGGGAGAGACCGGUAGAGUGAAGGAGGGAGAGACGGAGAGGGUAAAGGAGGGAGAGACGGAGAGGGUAAAGGAGGGAGAGACGGAGAGGGUGAAGGAGGGAGAGACGGAGAGGGUGAAGGAGGGAGAGACGGAGAGGGUAAAGGAGGGAGAGACCGGUAGAGUGAAGGAGGGAGAGACGGAGAGGGUGAAGGAGGGAGAGACGGAGAGGGUAAAGGAGGGAACGACGGAGAAGGUGACAGCAGAGGAGGCAGAUCCAGUGAGAGUUACGAAGGAUAGAGUCGGCGUGAAGGAGGAGAUGGAGAAACCCCCAGUCCUCUCCUCUACACAACAGAGUCACCCGCAGGAGGACCAACACAAACCAGAGAGCUGGAACAGCACCUGUCAGGACAGCAGUAGGAGUGACCUCCCUGAGAAGAGGAGGAGAGAGGAGGAGUCACCAGGUAGUACCAGCAGCGCCUGUGACCAUGGCAGUGACCUCCCUGAGAAGAGGAGGAGAGAGGAAGAGGAGGAGUCACCAGGUAGUACCAGCAGCACCUGUGACCAUGGCAGUGACCUCCCUGAGAAGAGGAGGAGAGAGGAGGAGUCACCAGGUAGUACCAGCAGCACCUGUGACCAUGGCAGUGACCUCCCUGAGAAGAGGAGGAUUGAGGAAGAGGAGGAGUCACCAGGUAGUACCAGCAGCACCUGUGACCAUGUCAGUGACCUCCCUGAGAAGAGGAGGAGAGAGGAGGAGUCACCAGGUAGUACCAGCAGCACCUGUGACCAUGGCAGUGACCUCCCUGAGAAGAGGAGGACAGAGGAAGAGGAGGAGUCAGUAGGCUGCAGCAAGGACAGUAGCAGAGUGUCAGCCAGGAUUAGCCCGUCCCACCCCUGCAGAACCAGGAAGUCCCAGCCAGGCAGCAGCAGCGAGGUGGUGGUGGGGAGGAGCAGCGAGGCUGGGAGGUCCAGGAGGAACAUCGUCCCUCCCCAGCGGUUCUCCUCCUACGUCACAGAGCCCAGGAUGAUGUAUUCUGUUGCCUGUUUCUCAGAGAGAAUCUUCUCCGCCCAGAGGACGCCAAAGGAUCGGCCGCCACUAAAUGGCCCCAACACCAAUCACACAGACUCCCCAUCCUCGGCCACAGACACGGCUGAGGUGUUGUGCGAAGCAAGAGAAAAGGAAUUACCGCUGGCAUCCAGUCCUGAGGUUGUCAGUCAGGAGAGAAGGGGAGGCAGAGGCUGUAGAUCAACGGCAACGGGUCAGAGUUCAGACCGUGAGUCACAGAGACGAGGUCAGGUGAUUCCUGUCACUGCAGCUUCCUCUGAGCAGCAGAGUCCCCCUAAACACCGCUCCCAGAACACGGCAGACGUUAGGCUCAGAGCAGCCAAACCUUUUGGGCGCUUACGCUCCUCCCAACAGUCCCAACCAGCGAGCCCUCGCACAGCCUCCAGGCCAGAGGGUGAGGUCCCCACAGAGCAGCCUCAGUACACCAGCCCCAUCAAGCUGAUGUUUGUGUCUGCAGUAGUGGGUGAGGAGGGGGUGAGGUACACCCUGAAGGCGGCUGCACCAGGAUCCAGCUGGCAUGGACAGGAGACAUUUGACCCCUGUGAGGAGUCAUCGUGGACAGGAAGUCCAGAGAAGACCCCAGAGAAGACUCACAAUCCACCUAAGACCAGGAGUCCCCUCCAGACCAGGAGUCCCCUCCAGACCAGGAGUCCCCUCCAGACCAGGAGUCCCCUCCAGACCAGGAGUCCCCUCCAGACCAGGAGUCCCCUCCAGACCAGGAGUCCCCUCCAGACCAGGAGUCCCCUUAAAACUAGGAGUCCCCUCCAGACCAGAAGUCCCCUUAAAACAAGGAGUCCACCCAAGAACACUGUAUCGUCAUCACCAAAGCUGUGUGGAACGAUGAGAGGAGGAGAGGGAGGUAGCCCACCAAAACGCUCCCCCGGGUCCCAGAACGGAGAGGGCCCGCCUCCUUUUCGUGAAACCACCCCCACGAAGAGACGUCCGGGACGUCCCAAGAAGCUAGGUCCCCAGCUGGAGAAGAGGGCCAAGAGGCCGAUCGGCCGCCCGCCCAAGCAAAAGGGUGUAGAGCCGAGCUGUGGCUCCAGGCAGGGUGGUCAGGACCGAUCCGGUGGAGAUCCCUUAGGCUGCAGCACCGGGGAGGAGGGCAACGAGCAGAGAGACCCAGCCAACAGGAACCUAAAGAUCACCGUGGUGUACGGACGCUCCCACAGGACCAAGAGGACAGUGUCGGAGGAGGCUGCUUGUCUCCAGGCUACAGAGCAGCUGAUGGAUCUGAACUUCGUCAGACCGGUGAAGGAGAAGAGGUUCGCUCCCCACGCCAGCAACAGCAGCAACAUUAUCAAGUGCCAGAAGCUGCAGUGUACCGCGGCCAUGCGUCGUCCAGGGAGACCCGCCAAGGUCAAGAUCUCCGGAAUCUCCGUUACCGUCACCACCACGUCGCCGGGGAAACGCAAGAUCCACAUGAACCGGGACGCAGCCAGGAAAUCUCCGGAAAAGCUCUGUCGGCGGAAAGCCCUCCUUCCUGAACCCCAGCCUUCCAAAGAGCCAAUCAGCAGCACGCCGACUAGCGAGGACGCCACUCGGAUGCAGAUAGAGAGAACGACAGAGUCCAAGGAUGGAGAGAGGGAGCGACAGACCCAGACUCCUCCUCUGUUGGCAGUGCGUCACUCCGUGAGGGUGAGGAAGCCUUCAGUGUACCUACUUCACUCUGUAGCCACCUCCACCUCUAGGUCCCUGAGCCACAGUACCGCCCUGCUGCGCCGAUCCAGACAGCUACUGAUCAACAGGGCCAGCAGCCAAGGCAGCCAUCGCAGGAGGAGGGAGGAGGGAGGAGAGGACACCCCAAGGCAGGAGGAGCUGCUGUCUGGGAGGGAGGAGAGGAGCGAGGGAAGAGGAAGGGUGUUGUGUGAGGACCUGAGCCAGGUGGCGGGGGUUUCGGUAGACUCCAUUUUCCCGGCCAGUUCCAGCGAGGCGUUGAGGUGGUGGCCCGUCUCCUCCGACCAGGACAGCCUGAACCAAGAGCUGGCUCGCAGGAUCCGCCUCAUAUCCCACAGCUGGGUCACUUCCGCUGCCGCUACCACCCACACCACCAGGACGGGGACGAUCACGUCCGCCAAGCAGACACUUGACGACGACUCUUUGUCCUCCUGGAAGCCAGAGGUUGGGUCGGCAGUGCGGCUGCUGUUUGACCAGCGCUGCAGCGUGGAGAGGCUGGCCUCCUGGUUCAUGCAGACCACUGAGACUCAGUCUCUGGGCAUUGUGAAGAAGACCAGCUCUCGAAACCCCUACGAGCUCCUGCACUACCCCCGGACCGCCAGCAGGGGGAGUGUCUUUCCCAGCCCGCAGACCAUGCGACUACGCAAACACAUCAAGAAGUUUGCCAAAGCUGUGCCGAAGAGCCCCGCCCAGCUCCGUCUGGCCCAGGAACGGCUCCGACGUGGAAAAGAGCUGAAUGCCAGGCGGUGUCUGUUCACUGCGAGGCCGGCGUCAGGCGGGCUGCGUCUCAGAGCUCCUUGGAUGAAGGUCAGGGCCCUCGGGACGUACAGAACCACUCUGCUCAGAGUCAGAGAAAAGUUUCUCACCUGGACCCUCAGAGUCAAGCGGCCCAACAGGCUGAGGUACAACCAGGCGAUCUGGAGGAGAAGCCCGGUGGAGGUAGGCAAAUCACCUCACCAGGUCUGGCCUUCUGCUCGGCCCAGGGAGGAGCUCACCUGUUCUCCACAUCACCACUGUCUACCUGCCGCCUCAGAGACCAGUCAGCCCUGCGGCCCCGAGCAGCCGACAGGCCUCACCAAACAGCAGCGUCUCAGCUCUAAAGCCUGGAGUCCGGAGAGACUGAAGGAGUGUUGCGUGUUCCUCAAGAAGAUCAACUCCCCCGACACAGAGUCCACCGUGGAGAAGGAGUGGGACGUCUGCACCGUCAAUCUAGACGACACGUACUGCCCCGACGAGACCCGACAGGAGGAGAGGAGGGAAGAGUACGACAAAGCUGUGAAAACUGAGAGAAGGAAGAGUAGAGUUCCCUGGAAGGAGUCUAGCGGCUCGCCGCAGGAGGUGCUGGUUCAGGAGCACAACCGGGUCCGAGCCGGGAACAGGAGAGGCAAACAGAAAAAUUCAGGGAAAGCCACGAGCCAAUCACCGACCCCGCCGCCAACGAAAGCCACGAGCCAAUCACCGACCCCGCCACCAGCGAAAGCCACGAGCCAAUCGCCGACCCCGCCGCCAACGAAAGCCACGAGCCAAUCGCCGACCCCGCCGCCAACGAAAGCCACGAGCCAAUCGCCGACCCCGCCGCCAACGAAAGUCACGAGCCAAUCCCCGACCCCGCCGCCAGCGAAAGCCACGAGCCAAUCCCCGACCCCACCGCCAACAAAAGCCACGAGCCAAUCACCGACCCCGCCGCCAGCGAAAGUCAUGAGAAAAUCGCGUGGGAGGGGCCUGACCGGGCCGCGGUGGCGUGACUUUAUACUGGGAACCUGACUGUCCUCCGUCCCGUCUCCACGGCGACUGCGUCGUAUAACUGUAUCGGGGACGCUCCUCCCUCCGUCUCCACGGCGACUGCGUGGAAACGACUCGGUGCCUUCAGACUGUCCCUCGGGCAUUAUGUAGCAGAAGGAAAAGUUUAACCGGAAGAAGCUUGACAUUGCACUAUUUUUUCAACUGUUCAGUUCCCCCCCCCCACCCUAACCCUAACCCCCCCCACUGCUUUAAAAAACCAAACUGUGUAUAUGUUUGUACAGAAUGUUUUAACCUUUGACCUUUCUUCUGUCUUGUCUGAUACAACUACCAACCCCCCGUCAAGUUCUGUUGUAAUGAGCCUGGAGGCCCGUUGGCAGAGGACACAUUCAGACUCAACUCUGAGGCUCACAAUGGCACCCUAUUCCCCUAUAUAUAGGGCACUAUUUUAGACCAGGGCCAUAUAAAUGUUCAGGUCAAAAGUAGUGCACUAUAUAGGGAAUAGGGUGCCAUAGGGCUCUGGUCUAAAGUAGUGCACUAUAUAGGGAAUAGGGUGCCAUAGGGCUCUGGUCUAAAGUAGUGCACUAUAUAGGGAAUAGGUUUCCAUUUGGGUCUGAUUCUGUCCAUGAUGUGUGCACUUCACUUUAUAAACGUUAAAGGUUUAACUAUCAGCUUGGAAGGGAGUUUCCACCAUCUUACUAACACUAGUCCAGAUCCACGAGGGACACGUCAGUGUGGUCGGUGGCAGAAUUAGGUUUUUAGUAAUGCUCUGCCACGGCAGCCAUUUUGUAUGAAGGUUAAUGUGUGUCUGCUGCAUUAUAGAAGCAGCACCAUGAGCCGCCUUGGUCUAAAGUAGUGCCCUACCAGAGCCGCCUUGGUCUAAAGUAGUGCCCUACCAGAGCCGCCUUGGUCUAAAGUAGUGCCCUAUAUAGAGAACAAGGUGCUAUUUGUGACUUAAACCCUACUACUUCACAUCGACUCUGUCCAGAAGCUACGGGCUCAUCUCUAAGGACACCGUAUCCUCGACGAAGUACACUACUUUGGACCGUGGGGUGAAGAAGACGAGGACGCCGAGGAGAAUGUGACCCGGGAUUCCUCCGGGAACCACCUUCUAGUGUGCUUGACAUUUUUUUUAAAGCUAAAUGUUGAUCUCUGCUAACGGGGCGACGUGGACUUUAAUCCUGGACUUUUGUCUUUUUAAACGAUGUUGUUGUCGGGUUCUUUGGGCUUUUCUGUCUGUUUUUUGGUUUUUCACGCAGAGCAUUAAUGAAUUAAACGUGAAGGAGAUCAGA
Salvelinus fontinalis (brook trout) is the source of this 8350-nucleotide messenger RNA. RefSeq names its product serine/arginine repetitive matrix protein 2-like. The coding region runs from base 66 to 7082 and encodes 2338 amino acids. Lineage: Eukaryota; Metazoa; Chordata; Actinopteri; Salmoniformes; Salmonidae. The record is from RefSeq and is a predicted model, not a curated record. Gene Ontology annotation, cellular component: nucleus. The transcript has 9 exons. Gene Ontology annotation, biological process: regulation of transcription by RNA polymerase II.